This is a messenger RNA of Myripristis murdjan (pinecone soldierfish), 847 nucleotides long. RefSeq lists its product as uncharacterized. Gene Ontology annotation, biological process: cell surface receptor signaling pathway; positive regulation of T cell proliferation; negative regulation of T cell proliferation. Gene Ontology annotation, cellular component: membrane; external side of plasma membrane. The coding region runs from base 85 to 735 and encodes 216 amino acids. The record is from RefSeq and is a predicted model, not a curated record. Lineage: Eukaryota; Metazoa; Chordata; Actinopteri; Holocentriformes; Holocentridae. The transcript is spliced from 6 exons.
GAUCAAAACAAACGACAUGGUCCCAAGCUAUUUCUCAACUCAGCCCGUAGGAGAGCCGAAGGAAAUAUUUUUCCAGGGGAGAAGAUGAUCUCCAGCAUCCUGCUGCUGCUGGUCCUGACCUCCUCUGUCUGCGGAAAAUUUACUGUGAAUGUGAACCAGACUUUCUACCAGGCCGUGGAAAACAGCAGCAUCAGCAUGGAGUGGACCUUCACGCCCAUCAUACCCCUCACCAAACUGGAUGUCUAUUGUGCUUUUUGGUUGUCCGAUCACAGGACUUUUAAGACUUUAUAUCAUCUACAAGGUGGUGUUGAACACCCAGAGUCUCAAGACGAGCAGUUUGCAGGACGAGCUCGAUGGGACAGGGAGGACCUGGGAAAAGGACUCGCCAGACUCCACCUGUCCAGACUCAGUAUCAACGACUCUGGUAUUUACCGGUGUGAAGUGUUCACUGAAGGUGAUGGUAAUGGAGGUUUCAAUGAGUGCUUCCUCAACGUCACUGCUGCAAAACACCUGCCAGAAGAGCCAAAGGAGGGAGAAGAUGGAGCGGCCGUCAACAUCGGAGCUGUGAUUGGAGCUGUGAUCGGUUCUCUUGUAGCUCUUGUAGCUCUUCUUGUGGCAGUGGUGUUUACUUUUAGACUCCGUCACUCAGAAGCACAAGAUCCAGAUACACAGGGAUCUGCCCGUGUUGAGUUCCACCGAGUCCCUGUGGCAUGUGACAGUCCUGCUGCUCCAUGAGGGAACAGAUGAUCCGUGGUUUUUGUCCACAAAGCAGAGACAUUGGAACUGACGAGGGAGAAGAUGAUCUCCAGCCUCCUGCUGCUGCUGGUCCUGACCUCCUCUGUCUGUG